Molecule: messenger RNA, 900 nt
Organism: Dipodomys spectabilis (banner-tailed kangaroo rat)
Lineage: Eukaryota; Metazoa; Chordata; Mammalia; Rodentia; Heteromyidae
Product: melanoma-associated antigen B18-like
Exons: 2
Coding region: 1-900 (299 amino acids)
Biological process (GO): negative regulation of transcription by RNA polymerase II
Cellular component (GO): nucleus
Source: RefSeq, a predicted model, not a curated record
AUGCCUCGUGGUCAAAAAAGUAAGCUGCGUGCUCGUGAGAAACGCAACAAGGCUAAAAGUGAAUCUCGAGGUGAACAGGCCCCUACUGCAGCAGAAGAGGAAGAGACCUCCUCUUCCUCCUCUCUUAAUAGAGGUGGAGCUGAGGAAAUGCCAAGCACUUCCCAAGCACUUCCCAACACUGAUAGUUCAGGUGUAUCCAUUAUAGAUCAGAAAGCUAUUUUGCUGGUACAGUUCAUCAUACGCAAAUAUAACAUGGGAGAGCUUAUAACCAAGUUAGAUAUGAUCAGGUUUGUCAUCAAAAAAGAUAAGGCCCAUUUCAAUGAGAUUCUCAAAAAAGCCUCAGAGCUGAUGGUGCUGGCUUUUGGAAUUGAUGUGAAGGAAUCGGAUCCAAUCAGGCAUUACUAUAUUCUUGUCAGCAAAUUACAUCCUAUCUGUGAUGCAAGGCUGAGUGGUGAGAUCAUACCGAGAAAUGGCCUUUUGAUGACCAUCCUGUGUGUCAUCUUCAUGAAAGGAAAUUGUGCCAACGAAGAGGAUGUCUGGAAGGUGCUUAAUGCGAUGGGGAUCCACGAUGAAACAAAUCACUUUGCCUAUGGAAAUGUCAAGAAGGUCAUCACCGAAGAUUUGGUGCAGGAAAAAUAUUUAGAAUACCAGCAAGUUCCCGAUAGUGAUCCUCCACGCUAUCAGUUCCUGUGGGGUCCUCGAGCUCAUAUUGAAACAAGCAAGAUGAGAGUGCUUGAAUUUCUGGCUAUGACCCACAAUACCACGCCUAGUGCCUUUUCAUCGUGGUAUGAAGAUGCUUUGAAAGAUGAAGAAGAACGAUCCCAAACAAGAUUGGCAGUUAUACUUCUUACUAGUUUCUUAGCUCUUGCACGCUCCAACAGCUUCCCCCACCAACAAUAA